Monopterus albus (swamp eel) is the source of this 1919-nucleotide messenger RNA. It is a transcript of the gene p3h4, whose product is annotated as prolyl 3-hydroxylase family member 4 (inactive). The record is from RefSeq and is a predicted model, not a curated record. Gene Ontology annotation, molecular function: protein binding; collagen binding. Lineage: Eukaryota; Metazoa; Chordata; Actinopteri; Synbranchiformes; Synbranchidae. The transcript is spliced from 7 exons. Bases 134 to 1405 code for a protein of 423 amino acids. Gene Ontology annotation, biological process: peptidyl-lysine hydroxylation; collagen fibril organization. Gene Ontology annotation, cellular component: endoplasmic reticulum.
UUCUGCAUCCAACUCGACGCGGUUUCUGGCCUACGUGCAGACAGACAUGAAUAAUCACUGGGAAAGAAAAGAGGAAGUUUCCUGAUCCAUUCAAAACAACAACGGUCUCCUGUUGUAGCCGGUGAAAGUAGUGAUGCUCCUGAAAAGCUUGUGUCUGGUCUUUCUCCUCCCGGCCUUGGUGGAGGCUCAGUAUGAGAAGUACAGUUUUAAAAGUUUCCCCCAGAAGGACAUCAUGCCACUGGAGUCUGCGUACGGCUACGCGCUAGAGCAGUACGCGGAGCAGAACUGGGGAGAGAGCAUUAGGUAUCUGGAGCUCAGCUUGCGGCUCCAUCGGUUGCUGCGGGACCGCGAGGCUUUCUGCAGCCACAAUUGCAGCUCCGUCAGCCGUGAGGACGACAAUUUGUCCGCCGACAGCAGCCUCCGCGUCGUACGCCACAUCCUGCUGAGGGCUGCGUGCCUUAAAAUGUGCAAGGCGAAUUUUCCUGUGUUUAACCUCUCAUACCCCCGAAAAGAUUUACUGGAAACUUUCGAGAGAAGGAUACCGUAUCGAUACAUACAGUAUGCAUACUACCAGCUUAACAACUUGGAGAAGGCUGUGGCAGCAGCUCACACCUUCCUGAAGAAGAACCCGACUGAUCCCUAUUUGACGAAGAACAUGAACUACUACAAGACACUGUUUGAUGUGGAAGAAUAUCUCAUCGACCACGAGGAGCAGCCAUACGAAAGUGUAUUUGUGAAGAGUGUGACGCUGUACAACAGUGGAGACUUCAGCAGUAGUGCCCGGCACAUGGAGCAAGCCAUCACGCAGUACUUUGAAAUAUACAGUCUCUGCUUAGCGAGCUGUGAGGGCUCAUAUGAGAUCUUAGAGUUCAAAGACUUCUAUCCCACCCUGGCAGAUCUCUACACUGAUGUGCUGAAAUGCAAGGUCAAAUGUGAGGAUUUCCUUACACCCAGCGUCGGAGGCUUCUUUGUGGAGAAGUUUGUGGCUACCAUGUAUCACUACCUCCAGUUUUCCUAUUACAAAUUGAACGAUGUGAAGAACGCAGCUCCUUGUGCAGCCAGUUACAUGCUGUUUGACCCCAAAGACAAGGUGAUGCAACAAAAUGUAGCGUACUAUCGCUUUUACAAGGAGCAGUGGGGCCUGGAGGAAAGUGACUUUCAGCCUCGACCCGAGGCCUUGAGGUAUUUUAACCAGACAACCAAACAGAAGGAGAUGCUGGAGUUUGCACUGAACUAUCUACAUACAGACGAUGAGGACGUGGUAAGUCCAGAAGAAAUGGCCACCUCUCACUCAGAGCAUCCUGAUGCUGAAUUUGAGGGGAUGGGGGACUAUGAGGAAUCCUUCCUGGCCAACUGGUGGCAGGAGCCCAAAACUAAGCAGGACACUGGAGAGAUCCUAGACUGACAUCUGUUCUCGUCCAUAAGCAGAACAUUUCCUCAUUCAGCAGUCUCCCACCUCUCGUGACAACAUACCAAAGAAUCGUGACCUCCUUACAGGCAAACAUUUAUUCAGAACAGUAUUUAGCUGAAAAAGCACAAAUCACACAGAGAUGUUCUCUUUAGCUCAUGUGAAGAAUUAAAAGACAAACGUAACCAUCAUGUUGAUCAAAAUCGUAGAUUGACAUAACCUGGCUUGGCUGCUAUCAGCCUAUUAAAUCCAUUAUUUUUAUUAUCAGUCAUUAGCAUGUUUGCUGACUUUUUUGAUGACUUUUCUACUGUUUUUAUUAAGUUUUAUUUAGUGAAAGCUUCAGUGCCAUGGAAGGUGACAUGUUGCUUUUCUUAUGAGGAACGAUUUGUCAACCUUGUUUUAAUUUGCUCGUAAUUAAAACAAUAUUUAAAUAUAUUUUUUGUUACUUAAUAUCAAAAUACCAUCAGCUGUAGCGACCAAUUUGAUCACAGUAGUGUUCAUUCAUUUUCUA